AUGAUUAAGAAAAUAAUUCUUGGGGGAGUGUGGUACCAAUCCCAGCCCUUGCCUUUACCAGCUUGGAAUUUGGUCGAAAGGAUUGUAGACAAAAGAAAGAACAAGAAAGGAAAAUGGGAGUAUCUCAUCCGAUGGAAAGGCUACGGGAGCACAGAGGACACGUGGGAGCCUGAGCACCAUCUGCUGCACUGUGAGGAGUUUAUCGAUGAAUUCAAUGGGCUGCACGUGUCCAAGGACAAGAGGAUCAAGUCAGGGAAGCAGGCCAGCGCCUCUAAGCUCCUGCGCGACAGCCGAGGCCCAUCAGUGGAGAAACUCUCCAGUAGACCCUCAGAAUCUGGGAAGAGCAAGGGGACUUCUCAUAAACGGAAGCGAAUCAACCCUUCCCUGUCCAAGCCGAAGAAAGGGUAUCCAGCCAAGCCCGCUGCGGCAGGUGACAGGGCCGCCAAGACGGUGUCUUACAGGACUACCCCCAGUGGUUUGCAAAUAAUGCCCCUGAAAAAGGCUCAGAAUGGAGUGGAGAACGGGGACACUGGAUCCGAGAAGGACGAGAGGCACUUUGGAAAUGGGUCCCACCAGCCCGGCUUGGAUUUGAAUGACAUUGGAGAGCAAGACCUGGGCGAGUGUGACAUCAACCAUGCGGCACUGGCAGAGAAUGGGCUCGGCUCUGCUCUGACCAACGGGGGAUUAAACAUGCACAGCUCGGUGAAGAGGAAGCUGGACACGGAGAAGGACUACGUCUUUGACAAGAGGCUCAGGUACAGCGUCCGCCAGAACGAAAGCAACUGUCGGUUUCGGGACAUUGUCGUGCGGAAGGAAGAGGGGUUCACACACAUCCUGCUGUCCAGCCAGACCUCAGACAACAACGCGCUGACCCCUGAGAUCAUGAAGGAGGUCCGGCGAGCUCUGUGCAACGCGGCCACAGAUGACAGCAAACUGCUACUCCUCAGUGCGGUGGGCAGCGUGUUCUGCAGCGGCCUGGAUUACUCCUACCUAAUUGGCCGGUUGUCCAGCGACCGGAGAAAGGAGAGCACCCGCAUUGCAGAAUCCAUCAGGGACUUUGUGAAGGCCUUUAUCCAGUUUAAGAAGCCCAUCGUGGUGGCAAUCAACGGGCCUGCCCUGGGCCUGGGUGCCUCCAUCCUGCCCCUCUGCGACAUCGUGUGGGCCAGCGAGAAGGCCUGGUUUCAGACCCCCUAUGCCACCAUCCGCCUCACGCCCGCCGGCUGCUCCUCGUACACCUUCCCCCAGAUCCUGGGUGUCGCGCUGGCCAAUGAGAUGCUCUUCUGUGGGCGGAAGCUCACUGCCCAGGAGGCUUGCAGCAGAGGACUGGUGUCCCAGGUCUUCUGGCCAACCACGUUCAGCCAGGAGGUCAUGCUACGGGUCAAGGAGAUGGCGUCCUGCAGUGCACUGGUGCUGGAGGAGUCGAAAUGCCUUGUCCGCAGUUUCCUGAAAUCGGUGCUUGAAGAUGUGAAUGAGAAAGAAUGCCUCAUGCUGAAGCAGCUCUGGAGUUCCUCCAAAGGCCUGGAUUCCCUGUUCAGCUACCUGCAGGACAAGAUUUACGAAGUCUGAAGGGCCCCGGCUCACUUGCCGCAGUGAUCAAGGGCACUUGACUUCCAGCUUUGCCCUGUGUUUCAGAAAUCGGAGCCCAGUGUAAGCCCGGCCAAGGAGUUUGUCAAGGUGUCUCUAUACCUAGGGUUGUGUUCAUUUCUUUGUUUGCGGUUGUUCUUCAUUGGUUUGACUUUGUGUAACAGAUGGGAAAUGCAGUAUACUUGGCCUCCCCAGUGUCCCUACCCCGCUGGCUAGAGAGCUAUGAGGGCUAUAUCUUCCCAGGCCUCGGCCAGGUACUGUUCUGCCCCCACUUGUUGAAAUGCACCAUCCAAGUCCAGGAAGGGGAAGACCAGUUUCCCCAUUUUUCUGACUCAGACUGUGUCUGCACAGUGCCUCUUCUGGAGACUGGGCCAGCACGCUCGUUCUGGUUAAGUGCAGAUCCGGGGAAGGGAGAGAGUCCAUCUUAGGGAAUUUCCAGACUGAAGAGCAAAACAAUUGUGUAGAGCCAUCCUCAGUCUCCUCUCUGAUGCAGAUCUGUAUAACUUUUAGGGCUUGGUCUUAAAACCCACCCGAGUGAUUUACAAAACCAGAUAUUGUAUAUUUAGGAAUGUUUUGUUAAAUAUAUAUUUUUAAAACAAUGUAAGUGGAAAUUCUGAUAAUUUAUGUGUAUUAUAUGUAAAGCUAGUUUUGCAAAAACAUAAACUCCUAGGAAAAUGUUUUUUUUUCUUUAAAAUCAGACUUAUUUAAUUUAUUUAUUUUUGUUUAUAUAUUAUGAUAUCUGUCUUCACACAGAUACUAUUUUCAUACUGCCCUGGACCAAAUCCCAUACGAAGUUUAUGCCGUUUGGUGCACUGCAGCAAGCAACCAUGUAGAAAUAAAAUUCAGAGAGAGAAAAAUGGAAGGAUGUCUGUGGCUGAAAGGAAUCACUCCGUGCCAGGUCUUUGGCUUAUAGAAUGGUUCUUGGUGUAAUGAUGGAAUCCUUGUUCUUAAGAGAAACCAGAGAUGAGCUUUAUCUUCACUCUGCAACCCCUGAGUGUCCUCAGAGGCUCUUUGCUCGCUGGUCUUCUCUCUUCCUAUGUUAGUCCCAGUCUCUCAUGACCCUUCCUUGGAGAGUUGAGUGAAGCAGCUAGAGUUGGGCAUAGCUGGGGGAAGGGAGGUGGGCUCAGCAAAGAAGGGUCAUUGCUACGGUUGGUUAUGUAUCUCCGUAUGUUCCUUUUUCUUUCUGGAAGGUGACCAGAUGCAAUGGGCCAGACAGAUAGAGAGGCUUAUGGCUCUGAGCUUUGUGUUUCAGAGACACGUUGAGUGUCUAGUCUAUGACUAGAGACAUGGUCCUUUAGACAGUGAAUCUGAAGUUUAUCUAGACUCUUGAUCCUUAAGAUGGCCUUGGCUCCCUCUGUAGAAAGUCUCUCUACUUUUGAGUUUCUCCGUGACUUCAUGAUGUUUCUUAUCUUCUACCUUCCUCCAUCUAGGCAGUCUGGGCCAUGGGGAGCUGGGAGCGGGUAGUCACCUUGGCUGAGUCUAGCCAGAGGAAGAUCAAAUUGAAGAUCUGUGUGCCCUUCCCUUUGUCCACAUGGGAUCCUGUAGGAACUGCAGACCUAGAAUAUGGGGAAUUAUUAUAGGGAAACACCUGCUUUUGCCUAAAUGCCUAUUAUCACCUUUCCACUUGGUUUUCUCUCUUCUUUUGAGAAAGCAAAUGUAUGCUUCUCCGAAGCCCCUAGACAAACUUCAUUCUUGUGUGUGGUGGCAGAUCAUCUGUGUAGCAUUGCUAAAUCCUCUAAAGAAAGAGACCCUUGCUUUCUGUUUACCUUCUAGGGGCAGAUGUGUUUACCAUAGAAGCAGUGUCAGUAUUCUUGUUGGAGAUGGAAGAGAAUGUUUGGAAAUUUCUUUCGAUCAAUGUCCAUCUUUGUUCCUUGCUGAAAACACCAGAAAUAUUUUAGCUUCGGACAUAUCACAAAUCCAAACUUAUAAACAUUUCAAGGAUCUCUGGUGAUAAGGUAGGAAUGUGAAACCAUUACUAAGGUGGAAUUCCCUUUAAUUUCUAGGUUCUGGUUAUAACAGGAAGUGUUUCAAACGAUGAUCUGUGUUUGGGUUGUUUUCAUAUUGUCAAUUCAAGAAGGAUGUUCCACGAAGUGGGCAAAAGUUGGUUAAAUCUGUUUAGACUGAAGCUCUGGAUUUUUUCACUUUCUGGGUAGUUAUUUUGAUCAAGUGUAGAUGAAAUCCAGGUAACAUUGGAUUGGGAUGGAAAGUACGAGAUCUGUGGAUGUGUCUUGAAAUAGGGCUCAGAUUCCACUCAUUAUCUUCUAUCCCAGAACCCUCUCUUUACCCUAGGAUCCUUUUCUUCACUCUCUACCCUGCUUUGCCUGCAUCCCCACUGUGUCUGCAAUUCCUGGGCAAGUCUUUGAGGAAUUGUGCCUUGUUUUGGCAGCCACAUUCCAGAAUUACCCGUGGGGUUGGAAAAACAGCUGUGGGUGGGAAGUUAAGGGUACCUCUUCAGUCAAGGAACCUUCUAGGCAACCCACUGCUUGCCAUCUUGUUAGCCGUGCAUUAGAACUCUUCUCCCUCUCUGCUCUGAUCCCUGGAGAUUGGUAUCAGCAUCUUGUAGUGGAAACACUUGAGUUAACGGCCGAAUUCCAAGAGGCUGUUUGUAGAAGGAGGUCAGAGCUCCUCACCAUUUGGAAGCCACCGACUAAGGCUGAUGUAGCCACGUGUCUCUUCUGGCUUUGGAAUAAUAUCCGUGGGCAAAAAAACAUCAAAAAUUACCCUUUAAGGAUGAAAUUGGAUAACUCUGAGAAGGUAGUAGAGGAAUGAUUUAAAAUGUUAUUCUUGUCCAAUUUAGAUUAAAUUAGGAAAUGUUCUCUCUGAAUCAUGGAAAUAUGUUUUUUCCAUUUAAAGUUUAGUAUAAGGAUGGAAAAGAAAUAAUCACAAUAGACUUUGAUCAAUGCAACUGUAUCUCUGAAUAUCCACAUUUAAAAAUAGCCUUCACUGAAUGCUGAAUUGCAUUUCCCAUUAUUAACUGUUGGCUUAAAAAUUUGUAAACUUUUUAAAAUUUGAAAUUUAGUUACAUUCAUGCAGUUUUACAAUCUCGUUUCUGUGGAAGUUUUUUUAAACAAAGAGAAACACAUACAAACAUCUUCAAAUAUUCCGAAGUGAAUAUUUAAAAUGCAAACUUGCUUCUCCUUUGUGUUUCUAUAUUCAGAUACUUAGGUCUGUUGUAUAUAUUAGUUUAGACACUCUCACUAAUAUACACAGUAUUUAAGACUCUAAAUGAGAUUUCUUAAGUAUUUUAUUUUGUUCUCUGUAAAUGGUUUUGUAUAAUCUUUAAAAAUCUACACUUUGCCUUUGUAGAUAUUUAAGGGAAACCAUUUGGGGGUUGUCUUGCAUGUAUAUUUUUGUUGUAGAUAAGUGUCGCUUAGUUAUUUCUGCAAAUUUUGGUUGAAAUGCUUACAGACUUUAAUACAGUAUAUAUUUUCAGAAUAUAAACUUUUAUAUUUCUGUGGUAAGUUAGAAUAUGCGUUUUAGGCAAUCUUUUUCAUUAAUAUCACUUGUUCUUUCAAAAAAUAGCAUACUGGUUUGGUGCCAAUGUUUUUUGUGUUUUUUUUUUCCCAUUAGACUCUAAUGCUCUUAUAUUGUUAGAGAGCAGGUUAAUUUUUUUUUUCUUGAAAUGUAAUUUGAAAAUGUAUUGCGUUUGUGAAUAAGCCUUACCAUUAGGAUCAGUAAAUUUUCCAACCUUUACAACUACAUAUGUAGUUUAAGAUCUCCCCAUAAAUUCUCACUGUGUGGCAGUUGAUGGAGUUUGUAAACAGAGCCUUAAGCUUGUUGCAAAAAAAAAAAAAAAGGGUAAUACGGGUUGUUUCUUCCAAGCAAUGUAAGCCAUGUUGAUGGACUCCAUGCAGUCUGUAAGUUAUGGCUUAUCUGAAGAGUUUGGUUGCGUUGAUGGCUGCAGGGGCCAGAUGGGCACCUUGAUGAUUGUCUUUGGCCAUACACAUGAGCCAAGGACAGGUUUUCUGGAGCCACCUUUGUACUAUUCGCAUGAUUUAGACACGGUCACAGGGAGGGCUGCUGGUCCAUCAUUUGUUCUGAACAAAUGGCAUUUCCUGCUCCUGACCUUGGUGGUUGACCCCAGGUUCCGUGUGGGUGACUUGGAAACGUCCAACCUGGCUGAGAUCAGCAUUCCUUGAGAGAUGUUAAUAAAGUUUACAUGUGAGUCUUGUGUAGACAAUCUGAAGUUCAUUUCAGUUAUACAAUCAGCAUUCCCAUGUGUUCUGAGCGUCUUAUCAAUGAACUGUCUGUGUUAAGCCAUAUGAAACCCAUGUUUAGCAGGGCAAAGGCAAACUAGAUGCAGAUCGUACACAUUGGUUGAGUCCAUCCAACCCAGGGUGUUUUCAUGGAACGCAAGUCGUGGAUCUCAUAGGUGGUGUGUCCACUGUGCUUGGGACCCAGUAAAACCAACUGAAAAUUGGACUUAAAUUCUCCUAAAAUUAUGAUUCCUUUCAGUUGGUCACAGUAUCAGCUGAUUCUCCUUACCUAGGCUUUAAAGAUGAUUUUGAGACCAAGGCUACAGCAUGGCUAAAAUCAAGUUACUAUUUGGUUCAUCUUGAAUAGUGUUCAUAAAGUCAACUUAUCUACCCUGGGAUGGAGAUAUGCCUCAAAUGUUUGCAGUAUGAAAAAUUGACAUCUAGUUUUAAGCUUCAGCUCUGGCAUCUGUUGGCUUGACCAUGCCUCAUUAGCCCCCACACCUGACCUGAUGCUGGAGUUUAGGGGAUUCUGGGAAGUUUGGAGGGUGUAGAGUUUUCCAUCUAGUAUUUAAUUUGUCCCUGCGUCAUUAGUCCCAGCUUGAAGUCAUUUGCUGAUGCCCAUGUUGACAGGAUUGUGAAAAUAUUGCCUUUCAUAAAACCAAGGACCAAAGAAUUUCAUUAUUUCAACAAAGCAUGAGUUUCAUAGAUCGUAGGCACAUCUAGGCAGAGGUGUGCAUGCUUCAUGGCACAAAGAAACUGCUCGCUUCCACCAACCGCAUGCUCCCCCGGGGUUGGCCAUAAAGAGGGUGUGUUGUCACCUGGAGAAGGCUCUGAAAGGUGAGUUUCUCAGAUGAAAACUCGCUAUCUCAGGGGGGUGUUUUUGCUGUGCAGUCCCAGCCUUUACCCAUUACGAUACACAGUGGAGGUCUGGCAUGCUUCCAGGUUCUCUGGCCAGUGUGGACGACUCCAUCUGAAUAACAACCCCGACGGCGAGUCUUUCAGAUGUGACUACACUGAACAGCCAUCCGGCAGUUGCCAAAUCUCCACUUCCUGGUGUUCUACAUUGACCCAUUCCAGUUCCUGAUGAUGUGAGAAGAAUUUUCUUUCUAUUCUCACACCAGGGGAUGCUCUCCAUUCUCAUUCAUGAUGAAAUCAUCGAUCCUUUAACUGGUUGAGAAAUGCUUGAUGCUGAAGAAGUGGUAUUCUAGUGGUAAGGCUUAUUACCAAACUUCUGAUUAUGAAGCAGGCUACCAAAAACUUAUCCAGCCCACCCUAGGAGUGUUUGGGUUUGAUCCUGGAUGUAGCACACACACCAAAAUCCAAGGAGACCUUUGCAAAUUAGGCUACUCGUUUUCUUUUGUCAUGGGAGAGUCUUGAACUAGUUCUGAAUAUUGUAAGUAUGAGUACUUCAUAGAAUUAUCAAGCAGGUACAGCUGACCCUGUCUCACCAUGUUGUAAAUAUUUCCUGAGACUGGGUGCAGUACUGGAGGGUAAUAAUCUGAUUUAUCAAAUGCUGACUGUCUAGAGCAAAUUGUACACUCUCUUUGUGAAUGGUCCUGUAACGUGUAUGAACACAUUUCUGGGUGCCUUAGAAGUUGUAUUUUCAUGUGUGCUAAUAUGCAGUAUUUAUACAUUGUGAAAAGCUGCUUUGAAUAAAAAGGUUGAAACUUU
This is a messenger RNA of Myotis davidii, 7451 nucleotides long. RefSeq names its product chromodomain protein, Y-like 2 (gene CDYL2). NCBI's taxonomy places the organism in Eukaryota, Metazoa, Chordata, Mammalia, Chiroptera, Vespertilionidae. The coding region runs from base 1 to 1566 and encodes 521 amino acids. The transcript has 7 exons. Gene Ontology annotation, cellular component: nucleus. The record is from RefSeq and is a predicted model, not a curated record. Gene Ontology annotation, molecular function: transcription corepressor activity.